CUGGUCAACAAGACAAAGCAAGGAUUAUCGGAAAGGAUAUUUGGAUCAUUUUUGAGGAUGUGUUUUUAGAUAUUUUCGCAUUAAAAAUGUAAAAAUUUGUAGUGUAAAUAUUUAAAGGUGGGAUAUUAGCCUCUUUUAGAGAGUGAUUUCUAGCCUCUCACUUCACAUUCUGGAACACGCUGCCUCACUACAAUUCUGCAGUCGUCAGCUCUUACAUAUAUAUUACCUUAACCUUUUUCUUUUUUUCCCUUUACCUGGUGCCAAUAAUUUAUCCAAUCUGGGGUGACUAAAUUGGGACUAAUCAGAGAAGUAAAAUGGAACCCAAAACUCAUUUCUUUAUCGUCUUCUUAGUCUUCUUUGUAUCACCUGCUGUAAUUGCAGACCAUGGAAGCUCCUACAACAAUCCGAGUAGCAUAGUUUUCACCACUUUGGGAAGAUCAAGCUAUUGUUUCGACAUCUACUCUCUCCCGCUUGGGGCUUCCUCACUCAUCAGUAGCUCUAACGAACUUCGGCUCACUGAUGGAAAUUCCGUUAAUUUUAACGGCUUCUUCCCGUCAGCCUCAUCGGUUGACCUGCUCUUUCCACCGCCGGAUGAUUCGAUUGCUGCUCCCUAUGCCCCGCUUCACCUCAUCUACGUCACUGAACGGAAUGGUUCCUCGCGUAUCUUCCUGGACUCGCUUUACCAUCACCGCACUGGAUCAAGAUCAAUUCUCGAAGCGGAGGGUGAUUUUACUCGUUUCCAGGUUCCCCUCGUCGGUUUGGAGCAAUCCGAUGGGCGAGUUCCCAUGAAGGAUAAGCCGACGCUGGUGGGUGAGCAUCUGAUUUACGUGUCGACUCAUGAGAACUCGGGCGUGCCCCGAACGAGUUGGGCCGCUGUGUACUCGACCCACUUGAAGACCGGGUUGACAAGGAGGUUGACUCCGUAUGGGGUGGCGGAUUUCAGCCCCGCCGUUUCGCCGUCGGGAAUUUGGACUGCGGUGGCGUCUGAGGGGAAGAGAGGAUGGGAAGGCGAAGUACAGGAACUCCACACGGAUAUCUAUGUCUUCCUGACUCGGGAUGGCUCGCAACGAGUUAAAGUGGUCGAGCACGGCGGCUGGCCGAGCUGGGCUGAUGAUUCUACCUUUUACUUCCACCGGAGGUGUGAGGACGGAUGGUGGAGCGUGUUCAGAGCGGUUCUUCCGAAGAGCGGUGGUUUGAGCGCCGACUCGGUGGUGAUUCAGCGCGUCACCCCGCCGGGCCUUCACGCGUUCACACCUGCAGCCUCCGUCGCUGAUGGCAGCUUCAUAGCCGUCGCAACCAGAAGGCCGGGUUCGGAUUUCCGUCACAUCGAGCUGUACGACGUCUUAUCCGGCAGAUUCACCCCACUGACCCAGCAUAUCUCUCCCAACGCCCACCACUUAAACCCGUUUAUCUCGGCGGAUUCCAUCCGGAUCGGGUAUCACAGAUGCAGGGGAUCCGACAUUGGCGGUACGAAGAACCUGUUACUUGAGAAUCUCGAGAACCCUUUCGCUGAAGAGGUCUCUCUUUUCCGAUUAGACGGAUCAUUCCCUUCAUUCUCACCGGGGGGAGACAGAAUUGCCUUUGUGGACUUCACGGGGGUAUUCGUGGUGAACAGCGAUGGGUCGGGUUAUCGAGAGGUUUUAUCACAACCGGCUUUUACAACAGCGUGGGAUUGGAAAAGAAAAGGCGUGGUUUACACCAGCACGGGGCCCACGUUUGCCAGCGAAAGCACGGAGGUGGAUAUCAUCUCCAUCAACGUUGAUGACGAGAAUUUGAGCUUCAAAAAGUUAACUGAAAAUGGCGAAAACAAUGCAUUUCCUUCACCCUCACCCGACGGGAAAUGGGUAGUCUUCCGGUCGGGUCGAUCCGGACACAAGAACUUGUACAUAAUGGAUGCCCUGGAAGGAGAAUCGGGUGGGCUUUAUCAGUUAACGGAGGGUCCAUGGAGCGACACCAUGGCGAACUGGUCCCCGGACGGGGAAUGGAUCGCCUUCGCAUCCGACCGUGAAAAUCCAGGCUCCGGUAGCUUCGAAUUGUUUAUGGUGCAUCCAAACGGAACGGGGCUCCGGAAGUUGAUCCAAAGGGGGUCAGGCGGCCGGACAAACCACCCAUGGUUCAGCCCAGAUGGUAAGUAUAUCGUUUUCACGUCGGACUACGCCGGAGUAUCUGCAGAACCGAUAUCGAAUCCUCAUCAUUACCAGCCCUACGGUGAAAUAUUCGUGAUCAAAUCAGAUGGUUCCGGGAUACGCAGAUUAACCCAUAAUUCCUAUGAAGAUGGAACUCCUACAUGGGGACCUAAAUUCUUGAGGUUUGGUGAUGUUGAGUGGCCUAAUAGAGGAACACAAUGUGAUUUUGAGGAUUGCCAUUGGCUUAAUAUAAGAAGUCCCAGAAUUGUUAAAUAUGGUGAUGAUCACACUUCAAGCUCUUUUCCCUCUAAGGAUGAUAAGCUUCAGUGUCCUCACUGAAUUGCUGAUGCUUGUUCUUCAUGUUUAGAUAAUGUACACAGUAAGUGGUAGUAACUAAUAACCCUCUGCUGUUUUUUUUCUUUUUUGUUUUUUUUUUUUUGAAAAUGCCCCUCUCCUGUUUUAUCAGGUAUGCUCUUGUAAAUUUUCUGCAUUUUCUACAAUAAAUUAAUGAUACUUUAUCUAUCUCAACUUAUGUGUACCAUUUUUAAUACAAUUUAUAACUACUUGUUGGAAUGUUGGAUCGAACGCGCUUCGCGCACUCCUAUAUUGUAUGUGAUAGGUAUCGACAUUUAAAGAGAAUGAAUAGUAACCUUUAUAUUGAGAACAAAGAAGUUGAUGGUUUAAUGAAUCAAUGGAACCCUUUAUUAAAAAACAAUUAGUGAACUUAUCAACUCUUCUUCUAAUUUAG
This is a messenger RNA of Oldenlandia corymbosa var. corymbosa, 2874 nucleotides long. Lineage: Eukaryota; Viridiplantae; Streptophyta; Magnoliopsida; Gentianales; Rubiaceae. The record is from the annotation of a GenBank genome assembly.